Pyrus x bretschneideri (Chinese white pear) is the source of this 1674-nucleotide messenger RNA. Its product is annotated as trihelix transcription factor GTL1. Bases 1 to 1239 code for a protein of 412 amino acids. The transcript has 2 exons. Lineage: Eukaryota; Viridiplantae; Streptophyta; Magnoliopsida; Rosales; Rosaceae. The record is from RefSeq and is a predicted model, not a curated record.
AUGACCUCCGUAAAUUCAAGUUUUAAAAGGGCCUUUUACCUCAAUUUUACUUUCCAUUUACCAAAAUUCAUUGCGUUUUCACCCACCGCUCUCAAGUUGUCGGCCCAAAAACCCUCGCUCGCGCCGCUGUUAUCUUUCCCUGGCUUUACCUCCUUUUUAUUUUUUCUUUGGUUUUUAAAUAAAUAUGUAAAAGAAAUUGAAUUUCUCAUUUUUACCGUGGUCGUCCCCGGGGGCGUGAGGUUUAUGGCAGAGUUAACCGGCGGGCGGCACUUACCGAACUCGGACGCCUUUGGAGAGCAGAUAUCCCCGUUCCCUGAGAGCACGUACGACCUUGUGUUCGAGAAUCCGACGCCCGCGGUUCCCUCGCCGCCCCAGAAGCUGCGUCCUGUCAGGGGCGGUGGCGGCAGGUCUCCGAUGGACAGCGGAGGAAAGCUGGAGGAUGUUGGUCCGGCUAAAGUUGGGUCGGGAGACGAGCUGGAGGACGAGUCCAGUUCAUCGGCGGAUGAUGAUGAUGAUCGUGAUAAGUGUUUGAAAGCACAAGGUGAAGAACCCAUGAAACGGAAGAGAAAGACAAAUGUGAGGACCGGAAACAGACUUGAAAUUGAAAGGGUCGAGCUUUUUCUGGAAAGUCUGGUGAAGAAAGUGAUGGAGCAGCAAGAGCAGAUGCAUAAGCAGUUGAUAGAGGUGAUAGAAAAGAAUGAGCAAGAGAGAUUAGCAAGAGAAGAAGCCUGGAAGCAGCAGGUGUUAGACAGACUGAAAAGGGAUAAGGAGAUAAGAGCCCAAGAGACAUCUCGCAGCCUUGCGCUCAUUUCCUUUAUCCAGAAUUAUUUGGGCUCUGAAAAUCAAGUCCCCCAACCAUCACCAUCACCAUCACCAGUACCGGAACAAGCACCCGCACCAGCACCAGCACCAAUACCAUUAUCGGUAGUACCUAAUUAUGAUCUUCAACGGAUGGAAGGAAAUGGGAAGGCAGACAAUGGCAUGCAGAGAGACCUGAUGUUGGUGAGUAGUGAUGCAACGAAUAGAAGAUGGCCAGAAGCUGAAGUACAAGCCCUUAUAACGCUGUGGGCUUCUUUCGAACACAAGUUUCACGUUGCAGGUACUCCAAAAGGACGCAUAUGGGAGGAGAUAUCUGUUAAGAUGGGAGAAAUGGGCUACUGUCCGGUCAGGAAGGAAGUGCAGGGAGAAAUGGGAAAACAUCAACAAGUAUUUCAGAAGGUGCAUGGGACCAGACAGUAAGCGUUCGGCAAAUGCCAAGCUUUGUCCAUAUUUUCAUGAAUUGGAGUUGCUCCACAAAAGCGGACUCGUAAGUUUCGGGAAUGGCUUUAACCGCACAAGCAACCAGAAUGAGGCCAAGAUUGAAAAACAGGAGCAAAAGAGUGAAAAAAGGAGUGAUGACGGUAUUCAAACCUCUCCUGCUUUUGAUAACGGGGAUGCAAGUGAAGGCAAGUUUCACAGAGAGAGAGAGAGAGGGAUGAGUUGAGAUGAAUGCUGGGGCUCCCCCGCUCUGCUCUUUGAUGGAUGGCUAAUAUUAUACGAUUAGUGGUUUGAUUGAUGUUUGGGUCGGUCAUUUUCUUCUUGAGAAUUAUCUUACAUCUCUCUGGUGAAGGUUAAUUUUGUUGUAUCUUGAUUGAACUUUUUAUAUGCUAUUGAGUAUUGACAAUUAACUUUCUA